This is a messenger RNA of Dermacentor andersoni, 651 nucleotides long. RefSeq lists its product as uncharacterized. The record is from RefSeq and is a predicted model, not a curated record. Lineage: Eukaryota; Metazoa; Arthropoda; Arachnida; Ixodida; Ixodidae.
AUGGUUUACGAGCUUGGCGACAACUACGAGUGUGCAGCAAGGCGUCUUAAAGCACAGACAACGCGCCUCUUGAAAGGAGAUUCGUUGAUUAGGGAAUACGACGCCUGCAUAAGAAACUACAUAGAAAAGGGCUAUGCAGAGCCAGCCAGCAAGGAUUACGGCACGUCGGAAGGUCCGGUGUACUAUAUGCCACAUCAAGCAGUUGUUCGUCACGAAAGCCAGACGACAAAACUGAGGGUAGUAUUCGAUGCAUCAUCAAGUGCCAAAAAUCGCCUCUCACUGAACAAUGUUUUGGAAAGUGGCCCAAACAGAAACCCAGAGCUCAUUGAUCUGCUGAUCAGUUACCGCACUUACAACAUUGCCAUCGUUGCGGAUAUUGAUAAGGCCUUUCUCCAAAUAUCCCUAUCAGAGGGCGAUCGGAACGCUGUGCAGUUCCUCUGGUACGCUAUGACGCCAAAGAAAGGGGAAGAACUUCCAGCUGUGGUGACCUAUCGGAUGACUCGCGUGCCGUUCGGUGUCACGUCGAGCCCAUUUCUCUUGGCUGCAACGUUGCAACGUCAUCUUGAAGGCCUGCCGGAACAGUAUGCUAAGACUGCGGGUAUCCUGCGCAAGCAUCUUUACGUGGACGACCUUGUAACUGGGGUUGACUAG